AUGUGUUCUACCUUGAACGCGUCUAGCCGCCCAGCUGCAUGGACUCUCGACCAGCCAGAGGCUGGCGUCGCAGUCAACUCAUGCGAUUUCCAGUCACUUGAGUUCAACUCCACCGGGUUUUCUGCCGCUGACUUCUCCUCCUAUGGCUUCCAGGGGCCCAUUGUUGAGAAGAGUGGACUGGCUCUGCCUGACACUGCCAUCUCUCGCGACGCAGGAAUGGCCCGCCCCACCGUCAAGAUCGAAGCGCGCUUCGCCAAUAAAUUGACCGGCUACUCGAUCUGGAAGAUCAGCACUGGACUCCUCGUCAGCUCUGACCUCGUCGUCGCAGGUGGCGAGGCCGUAUAUGAUGCUGAGUAUCAGCUUGGUGCGGCUACACAGGUUAAGUGCUACAUUGGUCAUCGUGGACGUGACGUCCAGCCCCGAUAUGGUCAGCGUGUUGUUUUCUCUGCAGACUGGACUGAAGUUUCUGAGAGGCGCUCGAGAGAUAUCGCUUUCAUUCAGGUUGCUCAGCCUUUCACUUUUAGUGCCCCUGUUCAGGGUAUGUCGGACCAGAAUACUUUAGCGUCUUCAUUUACUGACGAGUGGCCACCUGUAGAAGAACCCGCCCCCAUCAUUGUCACUGCUUGCACCAACUGCAGCGCCCACGAGGCCCCUGUCCUCGCUCAACCCGAGCCUGAGCCUGAGGUCACACAGACUGAUGCUUCUGCUCCCGUUUGCGUCGAACCCGCAGUCGAGGAGCCUGAGCUCGAGAUUCCUGCCCCAGCAGCUGAACCAAUCCUCCAACCAAUCCCCGAACCUGACUACGUUGCUAUUGAGAUCGACGACACGCCAGAUACCUCUGUUUCCGAGGAUGUUGACCCCUUCUACGAGACCCUUAAGACAGUGUCCCAAAUCGACACCAAGUCUCUCGACAUCCAAUCCUCACUUAUCGAUGAUGUCGGUCAAUUCGUCAGUGUCGCCGCUGGGUCUCUCGUCAGCCACGUCGUCGGAGCAGAGACCAUUUCCAGCGGCAAAGCAGCCAAGCUCUCUGGAGUCUCUGAACGCGCUCUCCUCGCCGAAGCAUCCCUCCAAGCUGUAUUCGCCAUCGAGCAAUCCAACCAGCUAGAUAAGAUCAUUGCAGCGAUGAAAGAUAACUGGACCGCCAAUGCUCCCCAGGUCGAACAGAUUUCUGAGCUUCUUGCACCAUACCUGGCUGAGGCUGCUCGGUGCAUCAUCGAGUACCAUCAGGAAGACGAGGCUGCUGGCAGGGUCAGUACCUCCAAGACUCUCAAGCGCCGAAACCUUGGAGUUCGACAGUUCCCUGUCAGCGAGGCAACCAAGGGGUUUGUCAAGGGCAUAUUCGAACCUACUCUUCCGCUAGAAGGUCGCCAGGAUGUCUUCUCCUCUCUUGGUCCUGUAAUUCGCAGUGCUGUUUCUUCUGUCGAGCAAAUCGUCUGCCAAUCUGGAACCACCGCUGUGGAUGUCAUCACGCCCAAGCUUCUCGCCAAGUACAAGGGCCCUGCUCCAUCAGCCGGCGACAUUGAAGCAACUCGUGUUCUCGUCCAACGCGCCAUCAUGGCUGAUGCCGCUUACCAGGCCCUCUCUACCCUUCCCCGCGAAGAACUCCAAGUCCUGAAAGUCAUCCCUCUCGAUGCUGAGCUUCCUCCAGCUGACAGCAUUUUUGACUUCAUCAAGAAUGUCAUUCAGAAGAUUGGCCCUGUUUGUCUUCAUGACGCCAAGCAGGCCGUGCACAAAUUUUUCCCUCUCCUCGUCGACAUUCCAGCCAAGGCUCCCCAGCCUGUUCCCGUAAAGGCUGCAAGCAGCAAGUUUGCGCUUCGAGACUUUCUGAGCAGCAAGAAGGGUUCUGUCAAGGCGCUCUGA
This is a messenger RNA of Fusarium fujikuroi IMI 58289, 1860 nucleotides long. RefSeq lists its product as uncharacterized. The coding region runs from base 1 to 1860 and encodes 619 amino acids. The record is from RefSeq and is a predicted model, not a curated record. NCBI's taxonomy places the organism in Eukaryota, Fungi, Ascomycota, Sordariomycetes, Hypocreales, Nectriaceae. The transcript is spliced from 2 exons.